Messenger RNA from Limulus polyphemus (Atlantic horseshoe crab), 995 nucleotides. RefSeq names its product tudor domain-containing protein 3-like. The record is from RefSeq and is a predicted model, not a curated record. The transcript has 5 exons. The annotation marks the transcript as partial. Lineage: Eukaryota; Metazoa; Arthropoda; Merostomata; Xiphosura; Limulidae. Gene Ontology annotation, molecular function: protein binding.
AUGUUUUGUUUCUCAGGAGGUUUCCGAUCUUUGAAUCAGGCUCAGAAAGAGCCAAAGGAAGACGAAGCUUUCCAACAACAGAGGCAAGCCAACAUUGCCGAAGUUGCCAGAAUAAAAAAUGAAAAGAAAAAGAUAUUUGGUGGUGGAAAACAGAUUCUCGAUGGUGAUAUUGCCCAACUAAUGGGCAAGGGCUUCUCAGUAGACCAAGCUACAUCAGCUUUGAAGAAUCAUGGGGGAGACUUGGGAGCUGCUUUGUCAUCUCUCUAUAUUAACAACAAGUUUUCUGGUGGACAGAAUAAUGAAAGCAGGAAUACACAAUCGUCUAGAAUAGACCAGAAUAAAAGAAGAGAGAAAAAAAAUGAAGAGACAGAUGUUGUUCAGAGCAGACCAUCUGGACCUACAACUCUUUUUGAAUUCCUUCAAAACCAGAUACCCUUGUCUGAUGAACCUGAAAACAGUGCAUUUUCAUCUUCAAGUGCAAACAGUAAUCGCUCCUCCAAGCCCUCGGCAACAGUCAUGAACAACUCGCCAACAUGCGGUGAACAGCAAAGGUUCAGAGUAGAUUCAGGAAGAUCAUAUAAGGAUGGAUUAUCCAAUGAUAAAAGGAAAUUUCAGGGGAAGGACAGUGGAGCUGUAAGGUAUCCAAACCAAAGAAAUAGUUACUCAGGACAACAGCAAGACAUGCAUAGGAGCAAGCCUCCUUACAACCAACCUGCUCCUUCUAACAACAGGGGGCAGACAUGGCAGGACAACUAUUAUUCAAGUAAAAUAUCGGAUAAUAGCUCAAAGAAAAGUAAUGAAAGUGCCACCAAUGUUAACAAAACAAAUAACCCAAAACAAGGUGAAAGAAGAAGUACUAAAGGCUCCUUUCGUGGUGAGGCAAACAGUACUGAACCAAACCAGAGAGCUUUUAGUAAUGGUGUAAAAAGUCAGCCUCGUACAACCCCACCUCAAUCGGGGGAGAAGGUGUUAGCCAGGUACUGGGAAGAUGGGAA